Ogataea angusta is the source of this 3336-nucleotide messenger RNA. RefSeq lists its product as uncharacterized. The transcript has a single exon. Gene Ontology annotation, molecular function: protein binding. The coding region runs from base 1 to 3336 and encodes 1111 amino acids. The record is from RefSeq and is a predicted model, not a curated record. NCBI's taxonomy places the organism in Eukaryota, Fungi, Ascomycota, Pichiomycetes, Pichiales, Pichiaceae.
AUGUCGAUCGCCCCCAGCGGGCGCGACGUCGUUUUGGCAGGACGAAAAGGUCUCUUUGUCAUCGACCUCGACGACCCUUUCGCCGCUCCUCGCUGGCUCCACCACCAAACGUCCUGGGAGGUGGCUGACGUGCAAUGGUCGCCUCACAAGAGCAAGCCGUCGUGGGUGGUAUCCACCUCCAACCAGAAAGCCAUGGUGUGGAACCUGGCCAGACCGUCUCACAACGCUAUAGAACAUGUUCUCCAUUCCCAUACAAGAGCCAUUACUGAUAUAAACUUCCACCCCAACCAUCCCGAGCUGCUCGCUACAUGCUCCGUGGACACAAUGGUGCUGUCCUGGGACAUGAGAAGCCCGCAGAAGCCAAUAAACAGCUGGUCUGACUGGCGUGCUGCUGCCUCGCAGGUCAAGUGGAACUACAUGAACUCGAACGUGUUGGCAUCUGCGCACGAUAACAAUCUCCUCAUCUGGGACAUUCGGAAGGGUGCCAUUCCGCUGGUGAAAAUACAAGCCCACAACGCGCGAAUCAACGGUAUCGAUUGGAGCAAGACCGAGGUCGACAAGAUUAUUUCCUGCUCCAAUGAUAUGAGUGUCAAGUUCUGGGACCAGAGCAAGCCAGACAAGGCCGUAUACACGAUCAGAACAGAUUUCCCGGUGAGCAGGGCGCGCCACGCGCCGAUCGGCGACCAGAUCUGCGGCAUCAUGCCGUCCCGUGGCGGACAGAACUCCAUAUACAUUGUGAAAUAUAAAGACGAAAUAGGAGAAAGCAAACUGAAGCCAAGCUAUAUUUUCAAGGGACACACAGAGCCGGUCAAAGAUUUCCUGUGGAGAAGCAGGCAUUCGCCAAAUACGGAGGUCGACGACCGCGAGUUCCAGCUGGUGACAUGGUCUGCAGACUGCGAUCUUCGGCUGUGGCCUAUCCAGGAAGACAUUUACGACAAUUUCAACUACAAGAAAAACCAGCCAUUGGCUGACCCGUUGCCAGACUACAGCUACGAAACCUAUCGUCGCGAGCCGCCAGUUACAUCCGAAAAUAACCUGAUCAUCCGGCGACGCAGAAACACCAACCUAGUUUCCAGCAGAAGCAGCUUCACGCUGCAGAACGACCAGUUCAACCACCUUAACUGGAUUUCUGGCAUUCGAAUUGGCCAGUCGGCUGUGCAACAGAUGGACGUCCAAGUUGGAGACAGCUCGCAGCCGGCCAAUUUGGCGGAGGAGGUCGGAAACGUCGGCCACAAGUUCCCCAAGGUGAGAUUCGAGCGGAUCAGCGUGUCCACCGGCAACUUGGUGAUUUCUUUAAAUGGUCCGUGGAAAGACGAAUUAAUAUUUAUUCGCGUGGAAAUAAACUUCUCCAAGGAAUAUCCAUCGCCCAAAGGAGUUCCAAGGUUUUCAAUAGAGGAGACACACGAGCUCACCGAGGAGGACCGCAAGGAGAUGCUGGCGCGUUUGGACGAGAUUGCCAGCAAAUACUGCUCGCUGCGAAAAUUCUGUCUCGAGCCCUGCCUGCGAUUUUUACUGGGAGAAAAAGUCAGUCUGGACAUCGAGCAGGAGGAGGACGAUCUGACGCUUGAUCCGUUUUCUAUUCCGUACGAGGAAGCCAACGAGUCCGACAACAGUAUAGGAAUCUCUUCCAUCUCUGACCGAGACACGGGCAGUGACUCUGAGGACGAGACUGCGGCGAUUGUGGACGUCAGCAAGCCGACGUUUGACAGCACGCCUGUCCCAAAGGGCUGUGGGGCCAUUUGGACGGCGAGUGGCCAUCUGGUGUGUUUUUUCAUCCCCAAAGGGGAUAAAAAAGCCCCGCAGCAGGUGUUCAAAUUUGGGCAGCAGGGAUUUAGUCUGGCGAACGGGCUGAAAAGCAAGAGAAUUGAGCACGGGAUGGAGCUCCCCACUUCUGCCGAGGCAGACUCCGAGGACGACGUUUCUAGUCUGAGCUCAGAGGCGAGCUUCUCCAACGACCUCGAUAUUCUUCAAUACGACAGACUUUACAAAACCAAGCUUCCGUUUAAGAAUGCGGCAAGCAACCCUGGCACGCACACUUCAAAGUCGAAACAGAGCCGCAAUAUCGUGAAAAUCUACGACUUCCGCCACUUGAUACCUGCCAAAAUGGAGCUGGCCUUUGAGUACAGAGUUUUGGGCGACACUCCUGAAAAUCUGGCCAAGUGCAACGCGUUGGUUGCAGAAAAAUACGGGUUCAAAAAUUUGGCCGACUGCUGGAGGAUCCUGUCCAUUAUUCUGGUCAAGGAGGUCCAAUUUGAGGACAAGCUCGAUCUUGCUGUCCAUGCCGGUUUCGUGUCCAAGGAAGAGCCUACAGACAGCUACAAAUUCUACUGGGGAGCACAUCCAUUUGGAGGCAGAUGGCUCGCGAAAAUGAUCAUGAGGUACUAUGAGCGACUGAGCGAUGUCCAGAUGUUGGCGAUGCUGUCCUGUGUGCUGUAUGAGCAUUUCGAAAAUAAGGACCGUCUAGGCGUCCCGAUAAACACUCCCUACUCGCUGAAUUCUGUCAUUCCUGAAAAGAAUAUGGUCCGCCAUAGCUCUAAGCAAGGACAGGUGGUCUCGUUUGAUACCAGAAGCCCCUUGGGCUCGUACCACCACGUUCUAUCGCAAAACCGACUUUCUUCGGUGAGCACGGCCUCCAUUUCUGAGAGUCUUGUUGGGUCUCCUGGAGAGCUACAUGUCUCUAAUCGACGCGGCAUCCGGCCUCAAAGCAUAGCACUAGGCCACUACACGCCAGGCGAUUCCUACUCGAUGCAUCUGGGCCGCUCGCCGGGCGCAAUCUCGCCGUCCUCGCUGUCCUCUGCCGGCAACGUCUUCAGCCAGGCGUUCCAGAAAUCGCUUAACACCACGGCGACCAUAGCACCUGCCGCACCGGCAACGGUCCCGAAAGUCAGCAUCCAGAUGGUCAACACUGACUCAUUGGACCUCUACGAGGACGCGUACUCGAUGUCCCUGCUGGACAACCUCGAUACAGAGCGGCUCCAGAUGUACAGAGCAGAGUACGCCAACCUCUUGUUCUGCUGGGGUCUUCCCGUCUCGAGAGCGAAAAUCCUUAAAUUUAAUCACCGCAGCUCGGAGAUGCCGUCAAGCUCAGAGCACCGCGGCGAGGUCGGCUGGCUCAAGCCGGUUGGGAACAGCGUAUGGGACAACGUCCGAACGCAGCGGAAGUGCCACUAUUGCAACCUGCUGAGCCGGAAAAGGCUGGUGGUUUGCACGGUUUGCAACCAUCUGCUGCACGCCGCGUGCGCGCUCCAGUGGUGGGAGCAGGAAAAGAUGGAGGAGUGCUGCAGCGGGUGUGGUUGCAGGUGUCUGGAGCAUCGACUUCGAGAGGUGGAAGCGUAA